AUGGUGUAUUCUGGUGCAUCAAGCUGCAACAAAACAAAAUCUGCUCAUGGGGUUGCAAUUUAUCUGGACAAACAAGCCACUAAUGGUUGGAAGGACUCGGGAUUAGUGUGGGAGGCUGUAAAUGAAAGAAUAAUAAUGAUUCGUUUAGAAUGCAAACCCAUUCACGCCACAAUAAUUGCAGUAUAUUCUCCAAUAAACUCAAAUGGAAACAAGCAGGCAAUCGAAGAAGUUGAUGCAUUUUACUUAAAAUUACAACAAACAGUGGAUAAAGUUCCUAGAGGUGAUAUGCUUCUGAUUAUGGGCGACUUUAAUGCAAGGGUUGGCAAGCAGCAAAACCAAACCACUAAAAAUGUCAUCGGACCUCACACUGUGGAUAAAAUAAAUGAAAAUGGGCAGCAUCUGAUAGAUUUCUGUUCUCAUAAUGAUAUAAUCGUGGCCAACACUUUUUACCAGCAUAAAACAGUACAUCAAAUGACAUGGAAGCAUCCAGGAAACAAAAGAUGGCAUAUGCUGGAUUAUACACUAGUUAACAAGAAAUUUCGUUCAAGUGUAGAGGAUGUCAGAGUGUACAGAAAUGCAGCUGGAGCUAUUGGUACCGAUCAUCAUCUUGUAAAAGCAAAGCUACGGCUUCACCUAAGAUGUAGGAAGAAAGCUGAAAAACCACAGUGCCUGCGAUUGGACAUGAAUAAAAUAAAAAAUGAUAAUUUACAGAAGAAAUUUCAAGAACAACUCUUGAACAAAUUGGAAGGUAUUGGUGCACAAAAGAAAACAGUAAAUGAAAAAUAUGAUGAAUUUGUUGAUUACGUAAAGAAUCUAGGUGGUACAAUAUUUAAGCAAGAACAAAAUACGCCAAGAAAAGCAAAAGAAUGGUUGACAGAUGAAAUUCUGAAUCUUGUAAAUGAAAAAGCAGUUGCCUUUGUCGAAUGGCAAAACCAUCGACAAACAAGGACGGAACGAAAAUAUCGAGUUAAAUACUGUCUACUAAGAAAAUUAGUAAACAGAAAAAUACAUGCUCGAAGACUCGAGUAUUGGGAUGAAGUGAGUGAAGAAAUAGAAAAGGCGAUUAAGCAACAUGAUUCAAGUACAGCAUACAGAGUGAUAAGACAACUGAAAGGUGGAAGACCCAAUGUAGACAAUAUGCCAAUACAAAGCAAACAAGGUGAUCUUCUUUCAAACUCAAACGAUGUAACGUUGCGGUGGCGAGAAUACUUCUGUGACUUAUUAAAUGUUCACUCCGUUAUUGAUCCACACAUUGUUCAACAAAUCUCGGUACCUAUUAUUUCAACAACAGAACAAAUGCGACAAGACAAACCACCAUCUCUGUCUGAAGUUCAUGAUGCUAUCAAGCAAAUGACGAACAGGAAAGCCCCCGGCAUUGACAAUAUAUCAGCAGACCUGCUCAAGGCUGGUGGCAUACCAAUGGCCAAAUGGGUACAUGAAAUAUUAUGUGAUGUUUGGAACGAUGAAGAAGUUGUAGAAGAUUGGACAACCGCCAUUCUAAUUCGGUUNGCUGUAUGGUAG
Rotaria socialis is the source of this 1521-nucleotide messenger RNA. Lineage: Eukaryota; Metazoa; Rotifera; Eurotatoria; Philodinida; Philodinidae. The record is from the annotation of a GenBank genome assembly.